AUGGGCACCUUCAGGGCGUUCUUGGAGUGUAAACCUCCCACUUUCGAUGGCACUGGAGGGACAAUCGACCUUCUACACUGGAUCCAAAGAAUCGAAUAUAUGUUCGAAGAAAGUAAAAGUCCUGCUGGCAAACUAGUAGAGUACGCUACUGUCAUGUUGCAAGGGAAAGCGUAUUCUUGGUGGAACGCACAAGUUCAGAUGCUCGGUUUGGCAGACGUGAAUACCACUCUCUGGAGCGACUUCAAGGAUUUGAUUAAGGAAGAAUUCUGCCACCUGGACGACAUUCUGAAACUUGAAAUAGAGUAUUAUGGUUUGAAGAUGGAAGGAUCAGAGAUCGAGGCGUACAUAAAGAGGUCCAACGACUUGGCUGCCUUAUGUCCUAACAUGUCACAACCCAUAUCUAGGCGAAUCAAGCUAUACCUCAGAGGCUUAGUCCCGGAAAUCCAAGGGUCUGUGAGUGCGGCCAACCUUCCCACAAUCCAGCAAGUCGUUCGUUUGGUGCACCAACUCACCGAUCAGGCGGUGGAAGAGGGCAAGUUGCCCAAGCAUAGCUCUUCCAAUGCAAAUGCUCUAAUGAGUAACAAGUAUAUUUGGGGUGAGUACCAAGGUGAGGGUCCUAGCUCUAUACGACGGGAACCGCACAAGAAACUCGGGCUGAACUACCAAAAUCAGGGGGGAUACCUAGGGAAUAAACCGAGAUGCCGCAAGUGUCAACGGCACCACAGCGGGUCAUGUGCGGAAUCGUGUUGUCAUCGGUGCAAGAAGUUGGGACAUAUGGCUAGAGACUGUAGGAGCCCAUAUCCUACAAACCGGAACCAACGGCAACACCAGCAGGGUAAUGAGAGAUGUUACCAGUGCGGUGUUGAAGGUCACUUCAAGAGGAACUGUUCGCAGAUGAGACAGAAUCGUGACAACAGCGGCAACCAGGGCAACGGGAACAAUAACGGAGACAAUAAGGAUGACCGCAGGACUGGUAAGCAUGAGCUUCUGAAUGGACAAGAGGAAGAAGGAAACAACCUCAACGUUGUGGCGGGUAAGUUCUAUUUUAGUUAA
Helianthus annuus (common sunflower) is the source of this 1053-nucleotide messenger RNA. RefSeq lists its product as uncharacterized. The record is from RefSeq and is a predicted model, not a curated record. NCBI's taxonomy places the organism in Eukaryota, Viridiplantae, Streptophyta, Magnoliopsida, Asterales, Asteraceae. The coding region runs from base 1 to 1053 and encodes 350 amino acids. Gene Ontology annotation, molecular function: nucleic acid binding; zinc ion binding. The transcript has a single exon.